Molecule: messenger RNA, 2841 nt
Organism: Verruconis gallopava
Lineage: Eukaryota; Fungi; Ascomycota; Dothideomycetes; Venturiales; Sympoventuriaceae
Exons: 2
Coding region: 655-2607 (650 amino acids)
Biological process (GO): positive regulation of transcription by RNA polymerase II
Molecular function (GO): transcription cis-regulatory region binding
Source: RefSeq, a predicted model, not a curated record
GCCUCCGUGCGUCGCGUCAUUGGUCACGUGACGCGGGCCCUGAGUCAGAGCGCAGCUGGUUCUCGGGCGGCGACCCCAACUCUGCUCACCACCACCAUCCUCCUCUUACCACAACCCCAACACCUCUCGGAAGGGGGACUCAUCUCCCCCCUCAUUCAAACUUAUACAUGGUCUUCGGACCGCUCAUGUCGCUUGCACGCGCAGUUGUUCCUCUCGUUUCACUCCACCCUCGCCCUUCCCCUUCGCGUCCCCUGUCUUCUGCUUCGUAGGACCCGUGGUUCGGCGUAGUGUCUGUGUCUCCCGACACGCCGUGAUGGCAUCCAACCUUUCGCCCGCCAUUGCCGCCUCCAAAGCAGCUAACAACACAAAGACAAGCUCGACGUCGGGCCAGCUUUCUCCAGCGUCGUCGCAGGCAUCCUCUAUACCCGUCGGCGGCCAGUACCCGCCGCAGCGAACGAGUGGGGUACACGGACAAUCACGGGCUGGACCUACCCCUCGCAACAACCAACAUCAGCGCAAACAGAACAAGUCCAGCAAACGAUACGUGCGCUUGGCAGAUGAGGAUGCCAUUGCGGAAUCCGUGUGUUCCUCUGCCUUUGCCCGCACGAAACCUGCGGUGACGUCAAGCAUUCACUGACGCCCUUCCAGGUCGCCAUGAAGUCGUCCACUUCUCGGAAGGGCCAAACGUCCAUCACCCAUCUUAUGAAUUUCUCGCUGCCUCCUCGUCCGCAUCACCAUUAUCAGCAUAGUCACAGCCAUCGCAGCUAUCGCAGGAACCCGACCUGGGGUCUGGGUUCUGGCUAUCACGCAGUAGACAAGGCUAGAUACGUGCACGCCAACUAUCGCUUCAUCGUCGAUCCAAGGGGUGAUUACCACAGCCAAAGUGUUGAUCCUGACGUGUACCCCGACUGGAGCAAUGUUCUCCAGAUCCUUGCGUCGUCACAAUCACAAGUCGCCUCCUGCCCAAUCUGCCUAGGCGAACCAACUGCGCCUAGGAUGGCCAGGUGUGGACAUAUCUUCUGUCUUCCGUGUCUGAUUCGCUUCAUGCACGCGGACGACGAGUCGAAACGCAUUCCCGAGAAGAAGGCUAGGUCAAAGAGGUGUCCCAUCUGCGAGGACACUAUCUAUAUGUCAGAGACCAGGCCAGUCAGAAUGUACCAGGGCCAAGAGGGCUUGCCUCCAAUGGAAGGCGGUGACGUAGUCCUACGCCUAGUCAAGCGAGAUGCAGGCAGCACUCUUGCGCUCCCCCGCGACGGCGCUACGUCGCUGCGAAAGGACGAGGAUAUACCUUGGUAUUUUGCAGCUGAGGUCAUGGACUUUGCGCAUAUUAUGAAGGGCACAGAGGACUACAUGCUGUCGCAACUCGAUAACGACAUUGAGGCGGUCAAGCUGCAAGAACAGGAAGACGCGCUGAUGUUCCCAGACGACACUUCGGAAUGGUCGCGUCGGGCUGUGCGCAUGCUCGAAGAGGCCAAGGAGAAGGUCAAGGGCAUCGGUGGUCCGGUUGCCGCUGUUCAGCCACCUGCGGAGACCGUCAGGGAACGUGCGCCCAUUGAGUUUCACCCUGAAUCCUCUGCGCCGGCGAUGUACAACAUCCAACACGCGUCCGGCUCCGGCCAAAGCGUGUCUGAAAUAAGCUCUGUCCAAACGUCGCCUCCAACAAGCAUCGCCUCGGCUGAACAAUCCGAUGUUCAACGUAAGCAGCUUGCUCCCCCGCAACCACGCCUCUCAGGGCAUCAACACGGCCACAGUGGAAACCAGGCACCGCCUGUGUAUUAUUACUACCAAGCACUUCUACACUAUUAUCUUUCACCACUAGACAUCCGGAUUCUUCGCGAGGCAUUCGGACAUUUUUCUUGCUUUCCGGCGACGAUCUUACCUCGCGUUGAGCGCGUAUCUACUGGGCACGUUGUUGACGACGAGCUGAGGAAGCGGACAAAAUAUCUCGCGCAUCUUCCGUACGGCUGCGAGGUCAACUUCCUCGAGUGUGACUGGACGGACACGGUUGCGCCCGAGGUGCUCGAGAAGUUCAGGCCAGAAAUUGAGCGGCGUCGCAAGAGGAACGAGGAGAAAGAGGCGAGAGAGGAAAAGGCGCGUCUCAAUGCGGAGAAGGAAGAGGAGAAAAGAUAUGCACAUCUUCGGCGCAGGAGGCCUGACUCUGUAACGCAUGCAUGGACUGAGGAAGACUUCCAGCCUCUAGGCCGUUCCGAAGCCAUUGAAGGCGACGUGGCCGCCGUGACUGGUGGUACGGGAGCCUCUCCACCUUGGGCCACAUCCCGACAGGGCUCUGCUUUCGCCUCUUUGGCAUCGAUCUCGACGUCACCCAACACUGCUAGGACGGUGUGGGGCACUGCAGCUGUUCCGCCAUCUUCUCCACCUCUUUACGCUGAGGCGGAAAGAGAACCUGUCGACGAUGGCUGGCUUCAGGGCUGGGAGAAAGAUCUUCUGCAAGAAGAGGACAUUGUGGCGCAAGUACAGGCCCUUUCAUUGGGCGAAAGCUCAAAGUCCGGGGCAGCUUCUCGCAACGCCAGCGGCGGAGGAGGUGGAAAGAAGAAGAAGAAACAGAAAAUUACGCUCAUGAGCACGACGACGCGACGAGGCGCUUGAAGAAAGAGCGUCACUUGGGCUACUUGACAACGGAUUACGGGGUAUGUGGGAAGGCGUUGGUUCGCACAAGCGUCUACACGUACACAAUCCUAUUUGCUGGAGCAAUGCAGCUGUUUGCUGUCAGCUGAAUCCUUUUGCUGAUGUAUUAAUUUAGCGAAGUAGAGUCGGACAGAGACAUAAAGAAGAAUUUAGUACUGCUCUGCAAGAAAUGAUCUAGUGUGAUAGGGGAUACAA